UCUUUCCUGGGGAGCAAACAGGAGAACAUUCUGAAGGUCUUGGGCAGGUGGGGACAGGCCUUUUUUUCCACUUUCAGCCGCCCUUUUUCAGAGGGCAAAGGAGGAUGGAGAGCAGUGCCGUGCCCAGAAGGAGCCCCUCAUCCAGCACAGGCAUGCAGGAUGGUGCUCCUGCCAACUGAGGUGGGCAUGCUCACCCGGACCCCUGCCCAGCAGAGCUACCACCCACCACCACGUCUCCCUGGGAUUUCCUGCAGUUCCUCGGUUUCCACGGAUCACACCUGCAUUAUCCCAGCUCCCUGCGGAGAGGAUCAGUUAGUGAUUACCAUCAACCUGUUUGGAAAACCCCUCGUUGAAAGAUAAGAUGAAUAGAAAUAUGGAGUUAUCCCCAAGGAGCGUGACCAAAGAACCAACCUCUCCGACAAACAGUGUAGGGGAGAACAAGAUGGAGGUUGCUUCUGAACUGUGCAGCCCAACUUUGCAUAGCAGAGACAGUGGGUUCUUUGAAAGAGGUAUUAAAACCAUGUUAAGCAUCCGGAAAUCACAACGAAGCCCAAACAAAGAGAAAGGAAAGGAAGGUACUGGUACUUGGAGAGGAAAACGACUUUCUCUGCGAUUCAUCAAGAGCUGCGAGGAGAACAAAACCACCAUCUGUAAUGGUGUGGAAGAGACGGUUACUGAGAAGAUAGAAGCAGAGCCCAUUCAAGCAAAACCUCUUUCUGUAAUGGAAAUCAAUGAACUUAUUCAGAAGAGGCAACUUUUGGAAGCUUUUGCGAGCGUCAAGUACUUGGAAGAUGAGACAAUCGCUGAACGGGAUGCUGAGAAAUACAAAGAUAACCCCCAGGAGUUUGUGAGGAAAUCCAAGGACGUGGAUCUGCUUUAUAACUCCAUCACAAGCGCGAUCCAGUCCAUCGUGAUGGGAACACUGGAGCAUCCCACUGUGGAGGAUACCAUGCUGACCUCCAUGGUGACUUUAAUCGCCCGUGAAGAAGCAGCUCAUCCUAACACAGGCAACGCUGCUUGUCCUGGGAUGGACUUGCUUGGCACACCCAGAAAGUGGAGGGAGAAGUGGAGGGAGGCUGUCAAUGAGAGCGCUAGAAAGAGAGUCCAGAGCAUGCCCAUGGCAUCAAAGGAAGAAGAGAGUUCUUGGCUUGAUCUCCACUUAGGUUUCCUCCAGAAACACCUGAGUGAAGACUUACUGAAAAUUAAGUUAUCAGUAAAAAAGUGCUAUCCAGAGGAGUACCAGGUGUGUGACAUAUAUGUGGAGGCCUUUCAUAAUGCCAUUGCCUCGCACCUGCAAGAGCUCUCCCAUAGACCCCUGGGAUUCAACGAGCUCUACAGCUUGCUCGACUGGGUGGCCAACACCUACCACAGUGAACUCUUUCUGGGUCACCCUGAUCUCAAACCAGAAGUUAAGACAGAAAACCUGUCCCUGCUGUUGACACCAGCCGAUUGGGAUAAACUGAAGAGCGACUACAUCACUUCUGCAAAGGAGAAAAUCAAAAGCUAUUUUGGAAACAUCCUGAGACUGGAGGUCACGGAGAAGUGGGAGAAGGAAGUUCAUCCAGAAGUGAAGGAAAACCUCUACCACUCCUCGCUCUCCUUUGAUAUUCAAACGAUCAUCGCGGAGCACAUGAAGAUAUCUGGAGACAUCAGCAAGAGCCUGGGAACACAAACGCUUGAGCUGUGCCUGGCAGAGCUGCACGAAUUCUUACCAAGGUUUGGGGAGGACUUUGUGGAGUGGAGCACUGCACAGGACAGUCCCAUCUUUGCACCCUAUUUUGCUGCCUACAUCAACAGCUUCCAUGACCUGCUGUCAGGGUUAGAAACAGUGUUUAAAGUCAACACUGAGGAACUGCAGAAGAUCUUGGCAGCUCUGACAAGGAAGUUCACAAAUAUUUUUUUAAAUAAAUUAAAAACAAAAGCACAGCCACUCCUUAAGAAAAUCCUGACCAGGGACUGGAUUUUGGCUACGGAGAGGCCGGACUCGUUGGCAUCGGCGAUCUCGCAGUUCUCCAAGCACCUGCAGCACAUGAGGGACCCCACGGGGCAGGAGCUUCUUCGUGACAUUCAUAAGUACGUGGUGAGGGAAUACAUCGUGCAGGUCAUCAAACCCAGACGGAAAAUGAACGAGGAGACGCGGCAGCAAGUGAGUGAAAAGAUGAACCAGGAAGCCAGAAUCCUAAAUAAUACGCUCAUCGAUCAGGGCUCGGACUCCGACUGGCUCCUUUCCGCCAUACACCACAUCGCCGACAUCAUUGGGGAGAAGAAAAAAGACAAGAUCAAGGAGUACGUCAGGGACCUGUGUCAGGAUUAUCCAGAUAUCAGGAAGGAGCACAUCAUGGCGGUCCUCACGCUCCGGGGGCUGGGGUGUGCCAGGAGAGCGGCGAUUCUUCGGCAAGGCUACCAUGUGCUGGAGAGCCCUGACGGUGGGGAGGGCAGCACGCUCUUCGCUGAUAUCGAUGCCCCGGUGAUCAUCAGCUGCUUCUAAAACAGAACCAAAACAUCAGUCAGCAUCCUCCCUCCUCCUGCGCUGCCUCUACGGCGUGAUCCACAAUCUGCUACCCCACCUUCCUCCUCUGCAAAUGCGACUUUUUGACUGCUGUGGGAAAAGGAGUAGCUUUCUGAACUUGCUACCCCGAGUUCAGAAACCCAAGGCAGCAGAUGAGCCAAGACACUGACCUCCUGCCAGAGCUCCUGGGCAGCAGCUCCAGCCCAGGCACCGCGUCCGCCCUGUGUUCAGUACAGACUUUAUUGCUCUGUUGUUUGGUCCAAGAUUGAGUCUCUUUCCAGACAACAGGAGAAAACCAAAAGGAGUUCACUCAGAGCUAUAUUAAGGCUCGGACUGUGCGUUCCAUAAUUAUACAGCAGCAGAGCAAGAGCCUCCUUCAUAAUUAGCAUCCCUGAGCAACCAAGGGGCAGAGCUUGGGCAGGGAUGUGGUGCCCAAGUCUUAUUUCCCUCCCCCAUGAAUGAGCUGGCAUGACACAAGGUUGGUGACGUUGUGACCCGAUGCCACAAACCACUACCUGCCUGAGGAGGAAAACCUUGGAGGGUAACCAGAGCCCACAGCUGGGACACGCAGCGCAUGGACCGCGCUGCAUUCCACGAUGGACCCCAUGGCCCUUCUGGUGUUUGAGCAGAUUUUCCACACUCGUGGGCUGCCUUGCAAAACUCCUGAGGGAACAAAGACCGGUUCAAGCUGUCACAGCCUCUCUGUGUGGGCAGACAUGUCUGGACCAGACGUGCUAUGCGGAGGGAAGCUCCGAGUCUUCCUUGCCUGGAGGAAAAGGGCCACCGUGCCCUUAGUCCCUUUUCUUGUUUGUUCAAAUGAAUUUUAACAAACCUGGUACAAUCUGACUGCAGUAUGAAACCUAAUGUGAACCAGACAGGCAUAGAGCUAUGGGUCGGAUCCUCUUCCAGUGUAAGCCAGCAUCCCCCCAUUGAUGGGCACGGAAUACCAACGGUUUAACUCCCAUGAGGGAUCCAAAGCAUUACAUCCAGCAUCUGCAGGGGAGUCUAAAAGAGACAUCCAGCAGCCUACAGCCAUGCAAAUCCGAUUUUAUUUAAUCCAAUUUAUCCUUUAGGUUGCCCUCCACUGGAAUUAAUCCAAGACUGGAUUACGAUCCAAGACAUGUCUAUGAUCUAUCAAUUAAUGUGAUAAAUGUGGACAUGGCAUAGCCUUGGAACACUAAUUUUUCUGCUGUAUAGCCUAGAGCAUCAGCAGUGAGACUCUUUUGCUUCCUUUGCUCCAGUUUGCACCAGUGUAAAUUUCAAGCUGGAUGAGCAGCAGGCACUGGUGACAGGCCGAGGGGGCUGUUAUGGUGGAUAAGAAUUAUAAGAGUCCACCUUUAAUUCACAAUCAUCAUAUGAAAAUUUUUUGUAAGGUAGACUUGCUUCCUCCACAGUCAAGAUGAAGUGUUUUUCUAAAGAUGGCUUUGAAAUAUCGGGUAUGAAUUGAGAGCUUGAGGCAGAAAAUCCUGGGAGGAAUUUUCUGCCCUGCAUCAUUCUUCUAUACAGCUCGUGACAAUUCCUGCAAAUCCUUGGCUUGGUGACUCUCUGUAUUUGCUAUGGAGAAGGAGAAGUAAACUACCAUCUGCAUCUUCUGUUGUGUGUGAAGAGCUCAGGAACACCGUGGAGCUCCCCUUCCCUGUCCCGAGGACACGGUGUAAGCAGGGAGCCCUGGAUUACACCCCGGUGGGUGUGUGAGCUACAUCCCCCAUCCCAGCAGAGGGGAAGGGCUUCAGCGCUGAGAGAUUUAUAUUUAAUGUCAAAUGCAUUGACUAAGUGGGGAGGGGGGAGAGUAUAAAAAGGGGUUUUCAACUUUUGCAUCCUCAGCCUGAGACGUCUAAGACUGAAUUUUCAGAGGAGUGUGGGAUUUGAGGCCCUAAAGCCUCAGCGGGAGCUUUUGUGCGUCAGAAAUUUCCCUCUGCCCUGCGUGUGUCUCUGAUCCAAGCACCUCAUGCAAGGCAUCCGAGGCACAGAACUUUUCCCAAGUGCAUUAAACAUAUACUGGGUUUUCAGUCUUAUUAUUUCACUAGCGGCCUCUCCACAAAGCAGCUGCCUUUCCUCAGGCUCCAGCCGCCUGGCCCUGGGAUUAGAUAAGGCUUCCGUUUGCUAAUAAAAUCAAGUUGCUACCCUGAAGUCACGGAGGAAAGCUGGGCACAGUCACCUGCUUUUUGUCACAGCCUCUCCUGGGACUGUCAGAUCCUGCAGCCUGGCAUCCUGUGAGCCAGCAGCAGGAGCCCAGCCUGCUUCCUCCAGGAGAUGCUGCUCCCCUGAUGCUCGUUCUUGAUCAAUCCAGUUUAAUGCUGACCCCAUUAGGAAGAGGCUACAGUUCUGCUCCUGUCCUGCCCUGACACCCAUGCUGGAGAGAGAGCUCCAGGGUGGCUGGGGAGCGAGGUCCUGUCCCUCCCUGGGCAGGGGGAUGCUCGGUCUGGGCUGCAAGAGCAGGUCCUGGAGACGUCUGAGCCCAGAGAGAAGGGCUAUGCUCUCUGCUGCUGUCCAGCUGUCUUCUGUAGAACACCCUGUGUUGAUUAGGACCAUACUUUACAUUCCAAUAAAAGAGAAGAGAGGCCUCUCA
This is a messenger RNA of Calidris pugnax (ruff), 5078 nucleotides long. It is a transcript of the gene EXOC3L4, whose product is annotated as exocyst complex component 3-like 4. The transcript has 12 exons. The record is from RefSeq and is a predicted model, not a curated record. Gene Ontology annotation, cellular component: exocyst. Gene Ontology annotation, molecular function: SNARE binding. The coding region runs from base 362 to 2488 and encodes 708 amino acids. Lineage: Eukaryota; Metazoa; Chordata; Aves; Charadriiformes; Scolopacidae. Gene Ontology annotation, biological process: exocytosis; exocyst localization.